Messenger RNA from Saprolegnia diclina VS20, 1065 nucleotides. RefSeq lists its product as hypothetical. The transcript is spliced from 7 exons. The record is from RefSeq and is a predicted model, not a curated record. Bases 32 to 946 code for a protein of 304 amino acids. Lineage: Eukaryota; Oomycota; Saprolegniomycetes; Saprolegniales; Saprolegniaceae.
GCGAAGUUCGAAGUAUCUUUGGCGGCCAAGCAUGCAGCGCAGCGCCCCGACCCAUGGGCCCAUGCCGGCGGUCCCAGAGGUCCCGGUAGAGACGGCGACGCCGCCCACCAGCGCGCGCCGACGGGGCACGACCAUUCUCAAUGCGCUCUCUCUGGACGACGAGAGCAGCAAGGACGGGCGGGUGCUCUCGGGCGUGAGCGCGCGCCGCCUCUCUCGGUUUGACGGUGGCGGCCGCCGACAGAGCAAGGUCAACGAAGCGUUUUUAGAGGGCGGGCAUAGCGUGUCUGGUCGCCGCUCGUCGCGCCUCGACAUCAAUGCGUCGUACGACAAGGGCAGCGACAUUGACGUGGAGGCGCAGCGGCUCCAGAAGGCCGAGCUGCGCGUACUGCACGAAGAGUACGCGACGCUGCAAGAGAACCAGAUUCGGCUUGCGGUCAAGCGAGAUGCGACGGCCGCGGACCUCGAGCGUACGCAAGCGAACUUCAACAGCACGACCAAGCACUUGGCGCAACUCCACACGCUGCUGGAUAAGAACAAAGCGCUUCAGUCGACGCAGGAAGCCAAGCACAGCAUGCUCGAGACAGACUUUGCGUCGGUGACCGUGCACGUGGAUACAGCGCGCAAGAACGAGCGCCAGCAUCUCCACGCGGCAAAGCUGAACGAAGUGCGCCUCCAGCGGACACUCGAAGAGCUCGACCAUGCAAAGAAGGAGCUUGACCAAGAGCGCUCGAAUCGCGGUGGCACCGCUGUGCCCCGGGCCGAGCACGACCGCGCGAUCCAGGAACUCCAGCACUUUGAGAAGCAAAAGGCCGAGCUUUUGGUUGCAUUCAAGCAGCAGAUGCAACUCAUCGACAUUCUCAAGCGCCAAAAGAUCCAUCUCGAGACGGCCAAGCUGCUCUCGUUUAUUGAAGACGAUUUCAGCCGAGCACUGCAGCACGAGGCAUGAGAGUGCCGCUUCUUAGAUAUAGUUGCGUGCCAGAACUUGAGCUUCGAGAUAUUCGGUGAUAAAGCCAAAGCCCUUUGUAUGCAGGGCCUCGAGCUCAAUCUUGAGAGGGUGCUUUGUCC